Messenger RNA from Solea solea (common sole), 3359 nucleotides. RefSeq names its product iroquois homeobox 2a (gene irx2a). Gene Ontology annotation, molecular function: RNA polymerase II cis-regulatory region sequence-specific DNA binding; DNA-binding transcription factor activity, RNA polymerase II-specific. Gene Ontology annotation, biological process: neuron differentiation; cell development; regulation of transcription by RNA polymerase II. The transcript has 3 exons. Lineage: Eukaryota; Metazoa; Chordata; Actinopteri; Pleuronectiformes; Soleidae. Gene Ontology annotation, cellular component: nucleus. The record is from RefSeq and is a predicted model, not a curated record. The coding region runs from base 329 to 1864 and encodes 511 amino acids.
AAUGCUUUCUGUGUGUGUCAGAAACUCCAGUGGCUCCUUCCUUCCUAACUCCUCACUUCAUAGUGCUGCGUACUAAAAACAUCGGACGCUAGGGGAUCAAGACGCAUGCCACAUUGCCUCAAUGUGGGCACUUUAACAGAUCUUUCGGGGUUUUUUUUUUCUCCCAGUAAGGGGACCGUGGAGGGAGGACUUCCCAUGACCAUUGUUUGAUGACUGUUUGCACGGCCGAUUACUGAGUUGAUUGUUUAUUAUUUUGGUCACUCUUGUCCGCCGCCCUGCGCGUUUUUUCCUCCCUUUUUGGAAUCGGCGACCUAUAGCGCGCUCACCAAUGUCCUAUCCUCAGGGUUACCUCUACCAGCCCCCGGGCUCUCUGGCUCUUUAUUCGUGUCCGGCUUACGGGGCCUCAGCUCUGGCUGCCCCGCGGAAUGAAGACUUGGCCAGGUCGUCCUCUGGCUCAGCCUUCAGCCCUUAUCCUGGAUCGGCUGCUUUCUCCGCGUCGGCCGGUGCAGGCUUCUCCAGUCCGCUGUCAUAUUCCACGGAUCCGACGACGGGAUUCCCAUCCUACAUGAGCUCUCCAUAUGACGCACACACGACAGGAAUGGCCGGGGCUUUAAGUUACCAUCCGUACGGGAGUCCAGGUUACCCUUACCAGCUCAACGACCCGGCUUACCGCAAAAACGCCACCAGGGACGCCACGGCCACCCUGAAGGCCUGGCUGCAGGAGCACAGGAAGAACCCGUACCCGACCAAAGGGGAAAAGAUCAUGCUCGCUAUUAUCACCAAGAUGACCCUGACGCAAGUCUCCACGUGGUUCGCCAACGCCAGGCGGAGGCUGAAGAAGGAGAACAAAAUGACCUGGGCUCCCAGGAAUAAGAGCGAGGACGAGGACGAGGAGGACGGGGACGGAGAGCGGAAGGAAGUGGAACGCUCCGAGAAAAUCCUGGACAACAGCGAGGCGUCGGCGGAGGAUGAAGGUAUCAGCUUGCACGUCGACACUUUGACGGACCACUCCUGCUCGGCAGAGUCUGACGGGGAGAAGGUCAGCUGUCACGUGGGCGAUUUGAGCUCCGACCAAGGCGGCGACAAAUGCGAUGAUGACGGCGAGGACCAGAACCACGACCCUGCACGGGUUCAGCUCUCGCCCAAAGCCGUCACGUCGUCGCCUCUGACGGGAGUAGAAGCGCCAGCUCUCGGCCAUCACCACCACCACCUCCACCACCAUCACAACCACCUCCAUCACCUCCACCAACUCCACAGCCAACGCGAGGAUUUGGCCCGGAGCCUCGUCAACAGCAACAAUAUUAACGCCAGUAAAGCGACUUCAUGCCUUGACAGCAGAGCUCCAUCGGGGGCGCCUCAGAACCCGACAGUAAAGCCCAAAUUGUGGUCGCUGGCGGAGAUUGCUACCUCGGACCAAAAGCAGCAACAUCAGCAACAGCAACCAAAUGGCCCCUCCUCCAGCGGGGGGCUCCUCACUCCCCCUACCACCUCCCCGGCUGCCAGCUCCCCCUCCCUCUACCCGACCCCCUCCAUCCUUGCAAGACCUAUUUAUUACACUUCUCCCUUUUAUAGCAAUUACACAAACUAUGGCAACUUCAGCCCCCUGCAGGGCCAAGGGAUCCUGCGCUACACUAAUUCGUCCGGAGUGAGUCUGGCUGCUGCGGCCGCCGCUGCUGCUGCUGCCGCCGCCGCUGCUGCUGCAAACGAGGGUCUCAGCGAGGCGAGCACAAACCCCAAACACUGCAGGCCAGACUCACCUCUCGUUAAAAAUAACCCAAACCAGAUUAUUGUUGUCGAGCAGCAGCAGCAACAACACCAACAGCAUUUCAGAGCAGCACAUUUAGAGGCAAAGAAAGGUACGUAAUGGCGUAAAAUAAGGCAAACACUGUCCCCCCCAAAAAAUAACACAUUUGAAAACUUAUUUGAUCGAAUAAUGAAUCUUGAGAUCCCAGUAAAAGGGAAAUAUUUUCAUGGUGUAGGUAAAGCGAGUCCACUUGUUUCCAUGCAGAAAAUCCAUCAACGUACACAUUCAUGAUUGGGCUGUUUGUUUGUUUUUUCUUUUUCUCUUUUUCUCUCUCACCUCCACGUAAACUUACACGAGGAACAAGUGGCAUCAGCUGACACCAUUUACAGACUUUGCACUUAAUAAAUACCAUUUUAGGAUUGAAUAGGAGACUAAAUAAGAUGGACGUGUUCUUUUUGCUGCGCCCUCUAAUCGAAUGGACGUGUUCUAAGGCCUAUGGUUCAUUUCAAGUGCAGUUACGUUUGUGGAAUAAUCAAGUUAUAACUUUUAUUUAUUUUUCAGUCAAACUAUAUGCACAUCCUUCGCCACCUCAUGCAAUCCUAUUUGCGUGUGAGGCCUCGUUUGCAACAUGCUCUCAUUAUAACAAACGAAGGGAUAUAAUAACACAUUAUAGCAAACAAAUGUGUAAGAGAACAACUGUAGCCCACAGGUAUGGAUGUUGGAACAAGACCGCGGACACACACACACAAAUGCGCGCGUGCACACACACACACACACACACACACUCAGAGGCAGCUACUAAGGAGAGAAAUGUUGCCAUAGCUUUGCGCAGGAAUCCAAUAUUUCCUCUGGUGUGUGUGUGUGUGAGAGAGAGAGCACGUACACACACGCGGUCGGGCCCCAAACCUUAUCUUUCAGCAUAGGGUAAUUAUAAUUACACCAGGUCAGCCAAAAGCAAACAGAUCAGUUCGUUUGCUCGGUGCAUCCAUCGCGCAACUUUACAUCUUCAAAUGUCACUCGGAUAAUCGCGCUGGUUACUUUCAAAACUAUGCCUACAUGCCGCUGCUGGUUGCGUCGUUUUUCUCGGCUCUUAUAAUCGGUGAGGUUCCACUUUUAUGCUAUUUGAGUCUUUUUUGUUGUUGUUGUUGUUGUUUUUUAAGAGGAGUUGGGAUUCUUUUUAUUUUUUAUUUCCAUGGUCUGCAGGUAGGUGUCACAAUUGCUUUGACUAUAAAACCAGAAAUGGCACCACCUUUUACCCUCAUGUCAUCACCCCCCCCCCCCCCAUAACCUUUACUCCAACCCGGAUCUAGUGCCACCACAUACAGUCUGGACGAACGCUGCUAUCGCCUUCUCAGCUCCACACACGCAGGCUGAGACACCACAGCACACACGCUUUUUGUUUUGUCAGAUCACUAUGAUUGUCAUGUUAUUUAAAGUUUUUUUUUUUUUUUUUUUUUGACGCAUUGUGGAUAAUAAUUUCAUAUUCUGAUUUGAGAAAGAAAUAUCCCACAUUAUAUGUGAUUUACAUGUUAUUUCUCAGGUUCCUAUAGUUUGCUUAUUUGCCACGGUAUAUUGUUUUAGUAUAUAUUUACGUGUGGAAAAAAAACAUACAUAA